GAUACUACGAGCAAGCAGAUCAGCGCACGGCUUCUGAAGAUUGAAGACAAUCAAAUGCGACUGCGCAGCGAGUUCAACGACUUCCGGGAAAGCAUCGAACAAAGUAUCAAAUCGCUGCAUACAUCAGUCAGACGUGUCAUAGAAAUGAACGACGGGCUUGAUGAGUCCAUGAGGGAGUCUUUCGCAUUCAUACAGUCAAACAUGGACAAGACACAUCAGAAGCUUCUAGAAAGCAGCGACCAUUUAGGCAAACAAAUGUUGGACGUUAGAAGAGAAAUCAUCGCAGCAUCUCAAAAUCCAACUCAACAGAAGGAAGCUGGCUUCGACAAACAGCAGAGAAAGAUGUACACACACAUUUUAGAGUGGGAGUUGUGUAACAUAGAUCGUAUGGUGACGCUUCAGCAGAGUGCCUCCAGUCAGUCCCAUCUGAUCGGGCAGCUGGAUUACAAGCUCAUUGGUGGAGCAGUAUGCACUAGAGACGGCUAUCUCCGGGUGAACAUUUCUGGGAUGUUUACACGCAUGCCCACGGACUCUAUGGACAGGAAGAAUUGUAAUUUUGAAUGUAGCGCCCUUCUUGUAGACAAGUCGGGGAAACGAGCGGACAUGACUGUGGGAAAAAUCACAGGUGAUUUUAACAAGGGCAACGAGUGGGUAGUUGGGAAUGUCUCUGUGGCGGAGAUCAAAGUCAACGGGUACGCCACUGAUGAUGGCAAUGUCAACCUGAAGUUUGUUCUCCAUGUCGGUAGCUAA
Molecule: messenger RNA, 750 nt
Organism: Candidula unifasciata
Lineage: Eukaryota; Metazoa; Mollusca; Gastropoda; Stylommatophora; Geomitridae
Source: the annotation of a GenBank genome assembly